Gastrolobium bilobum is the source of this 1229-nucleotide messenger RNA. RefSeq names its product 25.3 kDa vesicle transport protein SEC22-1-like. Gene Ontology annotation, molecular function: SNAP receptor activity. The record is from RefSeq and is a predicted model, not a curated record. Gene Ontology annotation, cellular component: endoplasmic reticulum-Golgi intermediate compartment; endoplasmic reticulum membrane; ER to Golgi transport vesicle membrane. The transcript is spliced from 6 exons. Gene Ontology annotation, biological process: vesicle fusion with Golgi apparatus; endoplasmic reticulum to Golgi vesicle-mediated transport; retrograde vesicle-mediated transport, Golgi to endoplasmic reticulum. NCBI's taxonomy places the organism in Eukaryota, Viridiplantae, Streptophyta, Magnoliopsida, Fabales, Fabaceae. Bases 218 to 874 code for a protein of 218 amino acids.
CAACUUUACAAGCGAAGGGGAACAUAACAUACAUAACUUCUGUCCCCGACUCUUCUCUGGUCCAUUUCAUCGAUCGGCUCGGCUCGGCUGGACCCUCGAAGCCGCCAAUCGCUGCGGCAGCUCCGGCCACCGUCUCAUCUCCAUCCUUCUUCUUCAGUGUGUUUUGGUUUAGUUGCAAAGUUUUAGACUCUGAGAGGGAGAUUGUGAACUUAGAAAGAUGGUGAAGUUGACUAUGAUUGCUCGUGUUACUGAUGGUCUUCCACUAGCUGAAGGACUGGAUGAUGGUCGUGAUCUCAAAGAUGCCGAAUUUUACAAACAGCAAGUCAAGGCUUUGUUUAAGAAUCUCUCAAGAGGGCAUAAUGAGGCAUCAAGGAUGUCGGUUGAGACUGGCCCUUAUGUUUUCCAUUAUAUUAUAGAAGGACGAGUCUGUUAUUUGACAAUGUGUGAUCGUGCAUACCCUAAGAAACUAGCCUUUCAAUAUCUUGAAGAGCUCAGGAAUGAGUUUGAGCGUGUUAAUGGGUCUCAAAUUGAAACUGCUGCCAGACCUUAUGCCUUCAUUAAGUUUGACACAUUUAUACAGAAGACAAAGAAACUUUACCAGGAUACCCAUACUCAGCGCAAUAUUGCUAAGUUGAAUGAUGAACUCUAUGAAGUCCACCAGAUAAUGACUCGAAAUGUGCAGGAUGUUCUUGGUGUUGGUGAACAGUUGGACCAGGUCAGCCAAAUGUCCAGUCGUUUAUCAUCAGAAUCUCGCAUAUAUGCUGAUAAGGCUAGAGAUUUAAAUCGACAGGCUCUGAUUCGGAAGUGGGCCCCUGUUGCUAUUGUUUUCGGAGUUGUCUUCGUACUUUACUGGCUCAAAAAUAAACUUUGGUGAUCGAGCUCUAUAUGACAUUUUAAACCUGGAUUGUGCUGCUGAGGCUUCUUGCUUUUCUCCCAUGACUAUCCAGAUUUGCAUGGACUGGUGGCGAACCCUAUAAGCAUGAGAUGAUGUCUACCUUUUGUGGACAACUGGUUUAGAAAAAAACACUAUCCUCUGUUACCUCUGAGCAUGGCUGGAUCAGGCUUUCUGGAAUAGUAACCUUUUUACCUUUAUAUUAAGGAGCCACAAGAUAUGAGAAAACUUGAUGUCCUUGGGGAUGCAUAUAGACUUUUCUUCUUACUAAUUACCAAUUAUUUUCAGGAUUAUUGCGUUAAUGAGUUAAAUAUACUACCCCUUCGAUUUUAUUGUU